Molecule: messenger RNA, 1647 nt
Organism: Cyclocybe aegerita
Lineage: Eukaryota; Fungi; Basidiomycota; Agaricomycetes; Agaricales; Hemipholiotaceae
Source: the annotation of a GenBank genome assembly
AUGUCGACGAUAUGUUCUACGACCCCAACGCUCACCCAGACAACACUCAUCCCAACAGGCCAGUUGAUCACGACAUUCACGAAUAUCCUCACCACCGAGCCCGGCAUCGUCUCAACGUCCUACCUAAGCACAUGCAUCCCCUUGCCCUCGCCGAACACCUCAUGCUCCAACUCGUACGCGACAUUCUAUAACACCAUUCACGGUCCGGUGUACACAACGCAAGUGCCCAUCACGAUUGCCGUCGACGACUACAUCACUCAGGCAGCCACGUUCUACGGCACGAUUUGCACCGUUAUCAAUGCGCCGCAGCCUCCUGUCGUCGUUCCCAGUCCACCGGUCACUCCAAGUCCACCGACUCCAAGUCCACCGACGCCAAACCCUCCGACGCCAGCGCCUGUGACACCCUCUCCUCCAACUCCCAGCCCGGUGCCACCUCCAACCCCGAACCCUCCAAGCCCCAGCCCGACCGACCCCGUUCCUCCAGUACCCACCCCAAGUCCACCUUCACCACCCUCAUCCACCGAGCCGGUACCCACUCCAACGACGAGUGCCCCAACGAGGACGACGGAAGGUACGAGGGCCGUCACUUCGCGUUCGCAGAGGACGGUCUCGCCUGGGGCAACGGGGACGGCGAUCGGUGCGCAGGGCCUGGGAGGAGGGGAAGAAGGAAAGAAGAAGAGGAAAGUCCCGAUCGCUGCGAUUGUUGGAGGUGCACUGGCAGGGAUGUGGGCGGCUAUUGCGUUGGCGUUCUUGGGGUGGUUUUUCUUUAUCAAGCAAGCUGGAGGCGCUAUUAAGCUAUCCGGUAACGGGAACAACGGGAACAACACCAACGGGCAAGGCAAAGAGGAUGUACUCCUCGAUCCUGCCUACCAGCAAGCUGUCGGCCAACAAGUUACUUCUCAAACUACCUCCCAACCCCAAUCGCAGGGGCAAAGUCCAGGUCAAACACAAGGUCAAGGCCAGCAAGGACCGUUAGACGGCCCCGAGCGCUGCGAACCCCAACAGUACAACUUCAACGACCAAGGUCAAGCCCAGGGAUACACGUACCAGGCGCAAGGAACGAUGUCCAAUCAAUACGCAGCGGUGCCGACUUCAGACCCGGGCGCUUCGUCCGCAGUGCAGGCGCAGGUUCAGGCGCAAGGACCGAUGCAAGGGCAAGUGCAGACAGCUGGAACGACGGGGACAGAGCAAGCCCAAAACCCAUUCCUGGACGCUUACCAGGACUAUCAGGACUAUCAGGACUAUAAACCCGACCGCCUCCCCAAACGGCUCGAGCAGAAGCUGGCGCAGAAGAUCGAGGAGCAACUUUCCUCCUCCUCUGCCUCUGGUUCGGGCUCCGGUCCUGGGAUGCAAGCCGGCGCUGGUGUAAGCGUGUCCCCAUCGUCUACUUACACUGCUAGCAGCGGCACCAGUGGACGAGUCGGAACGGGGAUGAGCCAGUUACCGCCAGGCGCGUCUCCAGCGCGCAUCGGUACAGCGGGCGUCGGCGCUGGCGCUGGGCUUGGGUAUGGCCAGUCAUCUGCGGCCGCUGGACCCCCGUUGUAUGCUCACAGUCAAGCGGCGUAUGAUCCUUUCGUUUCCCAACAAUAUAUGCCGCACCUCGCGGGACAGUACAAGGGGUAUGCGGAGCCUUCUCGAGGGAUGUAG